Diceros bicornis minor is the source of this 3896-nucleotide messenger RNA. It is a transcript of the gene KEAP1, whose product is annotated as kelch like ECH associated protein 1. Gene Ontology annotation, molecular function: transcription factor binding. The record is from RefSeq and is a predicted model, not a curated record. The coding region runs from base 1516 to 3390 and encodes 624 amino acids. NCBI's taxonomy places the organism in Eukaryota, Metazoa, Chordata, Mammalia, Perissodactyla, Rhinocerotidae. The transcript is spliced from 5 exons.
GGUGCCCGCGGCCCCGCGGAGGGCCAGGAGGGCGCGGCCCGAGUCCUGUCCUUUUGUUGGACGGCGCGACCGGCGGGGUGGCGCGGGGGCGACGCCAGCCGGGCGGGAGGCCCGGGGAGCGCCGCUCCGAUGGAGGCCCCGGGACCCCGGGGCGUUGGGGGCUUGGCGUGCGCCCUGGGGUUGGCAGUGGAGAGGCCGCGGCGGGGUCACUUCCUCCCUGCUCCAGGCCUCGGUGGAGGCUCCGACGGGGCAUGCGCAGUCCCCCACUUACCGCUUCGUGGUGGUUGGGGGGGAGUGCCCAGCGCACAGCGGGCACCGUUGAUCGAUGGGCCAAAGACCAAGAGGCAGGCCCGGGGCCUCCGCCGUGGCCUGGUGGAGGAGGGUGCCCUGGCAGGCGCGGGAGAGCGGGCAGCCCGCCAGCCACACGCUCACUGACCCCUGCGCGGUGCCAGGCCCCAGGCCGGACGUGCGCGAGGCACAUGCGAGGGUGGGCACAACGCUGACCCCCACUCCCUGCCCUCCGAUGCGCGGGGGCGAGCGCCAGAGGGCCGGGCCAGCCCUCACCAAGUGAGCAGAGGAGCUCCUUUCGGUUCCCGACGAGCGCGGGGAUGGAAAUAAAACAGGCAGGAGGUGACUCUGAGCUGAGCCCCGGAAGGAUGAGAUGCAGAACCUGGGGAGCCUCUGCAGAUCCCCCACUUCUCCCUGCGGGGCCUUUCAAAGCACAACUCACGCCCUGGCCCUCCAGACGCCGCGGGUUUCAUGGAAACCCUCCCUUCAAGAGUCAUUGUCUCUCCUUACAUCCCUUCCUCAUUCUGCCUCUGAGCCUUUGCACUUGCUGUUCCCUCUGCCUGGAACACUAACUCCCACCCACACCCCCUUCAUAUGUUCAUCCUUGUUGUCUCGGCUCCAACAGAGGCCUGGACGACCUGACUUUAAGUAACUGCCUCCAGGUCACCCUGUCAUUUUAUUUAUGGCCCUUUGCUCCCCAAGUGUCUGUUCCAGGGGGGCACAGUUUAUGUCUGUCUUGCUCACUGCUGUGUCGCGGGUGCCUAGAACAGUGCCUGGCACACAGUAGACACUCAAUAAAUGUUGGCGAGGUGGAUGAAGGAUGAGCUGGACAUGCUCUAGGAAGGGAAGGGCCACCAGAUAGCAGGAAGAGAGUGAGCAAAGGGAAGAGGUGGAGAAGGGCUAACUGCAGGGGGCUUUGCGGGUCAUCGAAGAGUUCGGUUUUUACUCUUCAUGCCAUAGGGAGUUGUGGGGGGAUUCUGAGCAGGGGAAGGACAUCAUCUGACCUGUGUUAAUUUUAAGAGGGACCCUUGGGCUGGCGACCCUUGGGACAGUUAGCGAGCCCACGUGGAUGCUGCUGCACCGCGGCUUGGCAAGGAAUACUGGUCUAGGGGUCGCUUUACCUUAAAAAGGAGGCCUGGCGCCAGGCCCCGCCCCCAGCCCUGUGCUCUCCCUCCUCCAGGCCCCUGAGUGCCAGUGGUGGUGUUGUCCCUUGUGGCCUGGAACCCCAUGCAGCAGGAAGCCAGGCCUAGCGGGGCUGGGGCCCGCACCCGAUUCCUGCCCCUGCGGUCACAGCGCCCCGAGGGGGCCGGGGACGCGGUGAUGUACGCCUCCACGGAGUGCAAGGCCGAGGUGACGCCCUCGCAGCACGGCAACCGCACCUUCAGCUACACGCUGGAGGACCACACCAAGCAGGCCUUCGGCAUCAUGAACGAGCUGCGGCUCAGCCAGCAGCUGUGCGACGUGACGCUGCAGGUCAAGUACGGGGACGUGCCGGCCGCCCAGUUCAUGGCCCACAAGGUGGUGCUGGCCUCCUCCAGCCCCGUCUUCAAGGCCAUGUUCACCAACGGGCUGCGGGAGCAGGGCAUGGAGGUGGUCUCCAUCGAGGGCAUCCACCCCAGGGUCAUGGAGCGCCUCAUCGAGUUCGCCUACACCGCGUCCAUCUCCAUGGGCGAGAAGUGCGUGCUGCACGUCAUGAACGGCGCCGUCAUGUACCAGAUCGACAGCGUGGUGCGCGCCUGCAGCGACUUCCUCGUGCAGCAGCUGGACCCCAGCAACGCCAUCGGCAUCGCCAACUUCGCCGAGCAGAUCGGCUGUGCCGAGCUGCACCAGCGCGCCCGCGAGUACAUCUACAUGCACUUUGGGGAGGUGGCCAAGCAAGAGGAGUUCUUCAACCUGUCGCACUGCCAGCUGGUGACGCUCAUCAGCCGGGACGACCUGAACGUGCGCUGUGAGAGCGAGGUCUUCCACGCCUGCAUCAACUGGGUCAAGUACGACUGCGAGCAGCGGCGCUUCUACGUGCAGGCGCUGCUGCGGGCCGUGCGCUGCCACUCGCUCACGCCGCAUUUCCUGCAGAUGCAGCUGCAGAAGUGCGAGAUCCUGCAGUCGGACUCCCGCUGCAAGGACUACCUGGUCCAGAUCUUCCAGGAGCUCACGCUGCACAAGCCCACGCAGGUGAUGCCCUGCCGGGCCCCCAAGGUGGGCCGGCUCAUCUACACGGCCGGCGGCUACUUCCGCCAGUCGCUCAGCUACCUGGAGGCCUACAACCCCAGCGACGGCACGUGGCUGCGGCUGGCCGACCUGCAGGUGCCGCGCAGCGGCCUGGCGGGCUGCGUGGUGGGCGGGCUGCUGUACGCCGUGGGCGGCCGCAACAACUCGCCCGACGGCAACACCGACUCCAGCGCCCUGGACUGCUACAACCCCAUGACCAACCAGUGGUCGCCCUGCGCCCCCAUGAGCGUGCCGCGCAACCGCAUCGGCGUCGGCGUCAUCGACGGGCACAUCUACGCCAUCGGCGGCUCGCACGGCUGCAUCCACCACAACAGCGUGGAGAGGUAUGAGCCGGAGCGGGACGAGUGGCACUUGGUGGCCCCGAUGCUGACACGGAGGAUCGGGGUGGGAGUGGCUGUCCUCAACCGGCUGCUCUACGCCGUUGGGGGCUUUGACGGGACGAACCGCCUCAACUCGGCCGAGUGUUACUACCCAGAGAGGAACGAGUGGCGAAUGAUCACACCCAUGAACACCAUCCGAAGCGGGGCAGGAGUCUGUGUCCUGCACAACUGCAUCUACGCCGCGGGGGGCUACGAUGGUCAGGACCAGCUGAACAGCGUGGAGCGCUAUGACGUGGAGACAGAAACGUGGACUUUUGUGGCCCCCAUGAAGCAUCGGCGGAGCGCCCUGGGGAUUACCGCGCACCAGGGAAGGAUCUACGUUCUCGGAGGCUACGAUGGUCACACGUUCCUGGACAGUGUGGAGUGUUACGACCCCGACACGGACACCUGGAGCGAGGUGACUCGCAUGACGUCGGGCCGGAGCGGGGUGGGUGUCGCGGUCACCAUGGAACCCUGCCGCAAGCAGAUCGACCAGCAGAACUGCACCUGUUGAGCCGCCUUUGUUUCUGGGGCAAAAAAAGGUCCGAUGGAGAGUAUUGUCGUUUUUGUACAAAAACAGGGACACAAGCAAAGGCGACAGAGCAAACUCGUGUCCUCCGAGACGGGAGGCGGGGGUGCCUCGGUGUUAAAUGACAACUCGAAAGAAAAGAAGGCCAGAGUGGGCGCCCACGAGCCUGCCUGGAGGGGGCUACCGGCAGGGCAGGCUCCAGGGAGAGAGGCCCCCACACCCACCCCAGGAUGAGGCCCGGGUCCCACACCAGCAGCCGCCACCUCCCUUGGGGCUGACAGCAGGUGCCGAGGUCAGGCUGGUUUUUGUUCCUUCCCCGGGAAGGAGCCCACUGAGGUCUCGGGGGUGAGGCCCCUCCUGAGGUGCAGACCCCGGGGAUGGGCCUGUACAUAGAAACCACUGGAUCUCCCCGCCCUGGACAGUCAUUCUGUUGAUAAGUAACCCUGUAACUUUCCAAUGAAAAUAAAGAACAAACUAACUAGUGUCUUCCA